GAACCCUUACUUGAUGACCUAAUUGGCGAGCAGGGCAGUGAUGGCACAGCUUUCCCUUUAUCUUCUCUUUCUCUAUUAGGCCAGAAGUUUAAAACAGAGUAGAUGUGAGCAGAAGUAGAAACGCCACUUCUUCCACCGGCUCAUCCCCACAGUGCACUUUUCCCUUCCUACCCCACCUCACCCACCAGCACCCUCCACCACCAUCUCACCUCAGUUCUUGUCCUUCUACCUUCACCUGCUACUUUUCCAAGGCUUCGUUCGUUGUGGAUCUGGCACUUCCCACCUUCACCCGGGCACAAAGCUCCCAGCAGUCCGCCGCGAACCGCAGGAGACAGCCAGACGCACUUUUUUUUGGACUUCAGCUGGAAGCAGGAAAGUUUGUCUUUGCUCGAUUUUUUUUUUUUCUUGGCUGUCUCGGGUUUUACCUUCACCAUGAGUGUCAAGUCUGACUCCGAGCCAAACAACAACGUCUCCCUUGAAGAGGAGGUACGGACACUGUUCGUCAGUGGCCUGCCAACAGAUAUUAAGCCCCGGGAACUGUAUCUGUUAUUCAGACCGUUUAAGGGUUAUGAAGGUUCACUGAUUAAGUUAACAUCAAAGCAGCCGGUUGGUUUUGUGACCUUUGACAGUCGGUCUGGCGCUGAAGCAGCGAAAAAUGCACUAAACGGGGUUCGAUUUGACCCUGAGAACCCGCAGACCCUCCGGUUAGAGUUUGCUAAAGCCAACACGAAGAUGGCAAAGAGUAAGCUGAUGGGCACUCCGAACCCCACAAAUAUCCACCCAGCUCUAGGAGCACACUUCAUAGCACGGGACCCAUAUGACCUGACGGGGGCAGCACUGAUCCCUGCAUCGCCUGAGGCCUGGUCUCCAUACCCGCUCUACAUGGCAGAGCUGAGCCCUGGUCUGCCCCACACUGCCUUCACCUACCCCGCAGCAGCGGCUGCUGCAGCUGCUCUCCACGCUCAGAUGCGUUGGUAUCCACCUACUUCGGAGUCCUCCCAACCUGGAUGGAAAUCAAGGCAGUUCUGUUAAAGAAGAUGAAAUGCUGUUUUGCUUCAAACUGACUGUACCCAUUGCUGCCCAUACUUAGUCCAGUCUAGGUCAUUUGAGUUUUGCAGCAUGGAUCUAUCUGCUCUUUUUGAAAUUGACUUAAGGUUGAUGCUGAACUGGGCUGAAUACAUCUUGCCAACUAUGUGCUAAACUGGCUCAGGUGGUACAGCCAUGGUAGCACUUGCAUUAGAGUUCCUUCAUGGAAUAUUUUUUUGGAAUGAGAUUUAUAGAGAAGGAUGAAAUUGUGAGGCUGCUUUUCAUUCAGAUUUUGCUCUGAGUUUACAGGGUCUGAGCCAAUCAGCUGACAUCAAGCAUGUUAUAUAUUUUGGCAUGAACUAGAUAAGUAAUAGAUUAUGUGCACCCUUGUAACGUGUUCCUUCUUGACUGGGUGUAAUCCUCAUUAUUUGUUUGUUAGCUUGGUCUUGUUUUAGAUGUGAAGUAGUGGCUGACAUUGUUUUGAGGCAUUAGGUGACUUGCUCCCCCUGCCGCCCCCCCCCUCCUAAGUCAACGUCUGAAGCAUGAGCUAUAGUUUAAAUGUGCCAUCUUGGUUAAGCUUUUAAAUGUUCCUAUGCGACAGCUUGGCCUUGCCAAAGCACGACAAUCCAUGUAGUUAAAGUAGGCCAUAUGGGGAGACAUGUAUUUGUGCAAUUAAAUAAAUAUGUAUAAGUUAUAAACUUUAUUUACUGAUUUUGAUUCUGCAUCCUGUAUUGCAGUUGCAGAUUUUUUUUUUGUUAUACUGAUGCAAGUCUAACACAUUGUGAAUGGCAGAAUUGACUUAACAUUAUAUUGCUGAUAAGGUUAUAAGCUGAAUAUGCUAAAAACAAUGCAUGAAGGGGUCUUAAUGUGGAUUAUAGUAGUUAAUACUGACAAAUUUAUUUGUAAAGUGUUUGAUGUAAAAAAAAAAAAAAGCUAUUGUAUGAUGCUGUAUUAAAACAUGUUAAUGCAUUA
Molecule: messenger RNA, 1998 nt
Organism: Pygocentrus nattereri (red-bellied piranha)
Lineage: Eukaryota; Metazoa; Chordata; Actinopteri; Characiformes; Serrasalmidae
Gene: rbpms2b
Product: RNA binding protein, mRNA processing factor 2b
Exons: 8
Coding region: 433-1032 (199 amino acids)
Biological process (GO): negative regulation of smooth muscle cell differentiation
Molecular function (GO): mRNA binding; protein homodimerization activity
Source: RefSeq, a predicted model, not a curated record